UUUCACUCUCGCUCACUCGUUCGUUCGCUCUGGUUGACCCGCUAAAAUAGACAAAGCUUUAUUCCCGGCCAAAGUCAGAGAUAUUAACAGUCCCCAAUCUCACACGUAGUUGGUACAUCGUCGUCGGUUCGACAAGUUUAAUAUUGAUUUGUAAAUCGACCUGCUUCUCUUCAAUUAGUGUCUGAUAUUUUUCUUUUAAUUCGAUCUUCUUCAUUUCUCUCUUUCUCUCUCUUAUCAUUUUUAAACCAAUGAAUUUGAAAACAUAUUUGAAAAGUAAAAUAAUGUAAAAUAUGAUCCUUAAAAUAGACAUAUCUACGGUCAUUAAUGAAUAAAUGAUAAGAAAUAACAAGAAAAAUAUUGUAGAGUUCAACUUUAUGUUUUUGAAAGAUUAUGAAACGUACGAAAAUGUUGAUAAUAUCGAAGACUGUUUCGAGCAUAUAUUUUCUCUCUUCUUUUCGAUUAAUCGAAAAUAAUAGUUGAUUUGGAAGAUGGCGACAUCAUGAUUAUGUCAUAUAUUUUUAUUUGACAUUGCAUCUCUCCGAUAUUAUUAAAUAAAAAGAAAUUGAUUCGCGAUCAGAUAUGCCACAAUAUGACGAAUCUUUUCUCGAUUCGUCGAUCUUCAGACGACGUGUACGAACUUAUUCCAUACAAAAGAAAUCCUCAACGAAAUCAAGAUCGUUCAAGAAUACGUCUGUACCUUUGUUGUUGGCCGUGACCGAUCUCAAUAACGAUUUCUCUGAUUCGCUUUCGAUCUGCAGUACGCAAGAAAGCAACGAGGAACGUUCAAACGGAAAGGCGCGCGGCGGUAAGCUCGCGCGUCGAGCACGCUCCUUUAAGGAGGACUUUUUGGAGAAGCUUUCACACAUGCGUUCUCCGGGUAGCGGUGGUACAGGGACAGGAGGCGUAGAGAGCGCCGUAGGAGGAGUCGGCCGAGCAAGUUCACCUUCGUCGCCACGAAUACCACGUGAUAAAAAUGGAGUUGCUGGAAUUGGACUUGGAACAGGUGGAACAUCGUCAUCAUCAUCAGGAAAGGAUAAUAAUAAUGCAGUUGGUCUUGAAAAAAAUCCUUUACGAGACUUGCAUGUCCACGUGAGACAAGUACAGCUUGCUCUUCUGCAUUUUCGUGAUGUUGUCUCGAAAAAGAAAUUGGAAAUGUUACCAGGUAAUGGUACAGUGGUUCUCGACACUGUUACCACUAUACACACGGUACUCAAGUCCUAUCUCCUCUAUGAAAAUAGUUCCACAUUAGGAUCUGCAACCAAUCAAGUUUAUCAAGCACUUGCUCAGUUAUUGAAGCUCUGCGAUGAUGUCUUGUUACAUGGUGAUCAAUCCUCUGCUUUGGAUACUGAAAAUGUUACCCAUAUUAUUGGUUUGGUCGAAGAAGCAGUUAAGAAUUUGGUUUCCCUUGCUCACGAGAAGAUUUCUAAUCGACAGAAACCUGUUAACAUUACAAUUAACAAUCGUGCAUCAGGAUAUGGAUUGGAACUUGCUCCUCAGAGGAACUCGCUGCCGGAUAUACCUUUAACGCCAAGGGAAAGAGAGAUCUUAGAACAGACUGCUGCUAACAAUAGUCUUGUUCGAAGUUCUCAUAGUUCUGAAUCUAUUUUAAGGGAUUCCAGUCCACCACCAAAACCUCCUCUUCCUGAUAGAACGAACGUAUGCUUCUCUGAAGAAAACAGUUCAUCGGGUACACCACCGCCUUUACCACCAAAAAGAAGAACCAGAACUCAACAAUUACUCGACGAGUCUGAAAGUUUCUUAGCAUCUAGUCUCGAUAGAGUUUCUUUGCGUAGUCGGUCACCGGAAGACUCUUCUUCUAUUCUAAGUGCAUCAGCUGGUAGUUUGGAUUCUGCUUUGAAUCAUUCACGUGACGAGGAUGAAAUUCGAGCGAUCAUGGGACCAAACGAUGAGUCUCUCAAUGAUAGUAUGGAUCUCAGUCUUAUAGCUACAAUUAAAAGUAUGCAAGUUAAUGGGACCUCUAAUUGUGCUUGUUGGGAUAGUUCUGAAAGCAGUAUACCAAAUACUAUGUUACUAGGACAACAAACACCACAAGAAAUUCUUAAUCCGUUCACUGGUAUAGAUGGAAAAAUAGAAAGAUUUUCAACUCAAACACAUGAAUCCGGUUUUGUAUCAAUGCAUUCUCAAAGAAGUUCUUCUCAAAGUUACACGACUGCUUCUAGUACAACUUCAAAAAGGUCAUCACAACAAAGCAGUAUCAGUUACAAUUCCCAAACGUUUAGUACUCAACAACAAUCUCUUUAUCAACAAAAGUUUACAUCGGAUAGCAAUGGUUCUGUUUUUAUGCAAAAAACAAUGAGCAGUUCUAAAAGUACCGCGGAUAAUAUGAAUAUAACGGAAAGUGGCGAUACCGUUAUGUUAGAAAAAUUGAAAAAUGACAUGGAAUCAAUUACUAUAUCUGAUGCUAAUGGAAUACCACCUGCAUUACCAGAAAAACGAUCUAAACGGAGAAGAGAACGUCAACCAUCGCAAUACGACAAUGUACCUGAAAAUGAACAUUUGUCUACCUGCAGUUUGCAUACCAGUAACGGUGAUAGUUCGGAUACCAAUAAACCACCACCUCUUCCGCUGAAAAAAAAACAUAUGUUCCAAUCAGUGGCAUAUUCUGUUAUGGCAUACAUGGAGAUGUUUGGAAAUUGCUCUCACAGCAACAACGACUUCAUUUCUGGUCUUGGAACUCGUCAUUCUGUAGCAGCUUACAAUUCCAUGCAAGCAGAAUGGCAACAACAUGAAAUGGCACUCACUACGACUCAAUCUUGUUCUUUUAUGGCUCAUACAAUAACUAACUUACAUGACACUACAAGCGUUUCUAUAUCUAUGACUCCAAACAUUACGGAAAUAACAAAUAAUUCUAGUCUUCCUCCUGCUUUACCACCAAAGAGAUCACGAUCUAUUAAAUCAAAUGCUACACCUUCGAUAGUUUCACCAAAGGCUACGAUUAGUAUGCAAAGCAUACACACAUCUGAUCCAAUUUUAUCAUUGACUCCUGUUAGAAUUGAUGAGCCAUCAUAUAAUGAUGCUUUUCUUGAUAAAAAAGAUGUUGUAUCAUCAACUCCAGUGAAAUUGAAUACUACUGGUACUGCAAUGGACAUAGCAUUACCAAUUUCCAGACCUGCGAGUAAUGCUCUUUCUUCUGUAUCCAUUAGCGAUAACACUUUGGAAUUAAGGGAUAUAGAUCAAGAUGAUAAUAUCUUGGAAGAAUUAGAUAUCAGUAAAUAUUUAGUUUUUAAAAAACCUGAUGAAGAAGGACCUGAUAUACGUGGUGGACAUCCCGAUGCAUUAUUAAUUCAUGCUACCAAAGCUAAUAAGCAUGACGAAAAGGAAUCAGACUUUUUAUAUCAGGAAGCUUUUCUAACAACAUACAGAACAUUUAUGCAACCGCUUGAAUUAAUUCAAAAAUUACAUAAACGACAUCAACGUUUUUCCUGUUCUCCAGAUGUUACGAAGCAACGAGCAGCUCGAGAAGCUUUUUCUUUAUUAGUUAGAGUAGUCAGUGAUUUAACUAUGUCAGAUCUUGAUGAUACCUUAUUACAAACUUUAAUGGAAUUCGUACAGCAAUUAGUAUGCAGUGGUGAUUUAACAAUGGCUAAAGCUUUACGAGUGAAAAUAUUAGAAAAGCAUGCUGCUAAACAAUUACAAUACGCACAACCAAUUUUAUCUUCUCUUAGUGUAACGACGAAACAAGCAUCACUUUUAGAUUUUAAAAGCGAACAGAUCGCAGAACAAAUGACUUUAUUAGACGCAGAUUUAUUUAUGAAAAUUGAAAUUCCUGAGGUAUUAAUUUGGGCUCAGGAACAAAAUGAAGAGAGAAGCCCAAAUCUUACGAGAUUUACGGAACAUUUUAAUAAAAUGUCAUACUGGGCUAGGUCCAGAAUAUUAGAACAUAGAUUGGAAAACGAAGCUAAGGAUAGAGAAAAAUAUGUUGUCAAGUUCAUCAAAAUAAUGAAACAUCUUAGAAAAAUAAAUAAUUUUAAUAGUUAUCUUGCCUUGCUUUCUGCAUUAGACAGUGCACCAAUUAGAAGACUUGAAUGGCAGAAGCAUAUUACGGAAGGUUUGAAGGAAUAUUGUGCUCUUAUUGAUAGUUCAAGUAGUUUUCGAGCAUAUAGGCAAGCUUUAGCGGAAACCCAACCACCAUGCAUCCCAUAUAUUGGACUUGUGUUACAAGACCUUACAUUUGUGCAUAUUGGGAACAGUGAUUUAUUACCGGAUGGUACUAUCAAUUUUUCUAAAAGAUGGCAACAAUUUAAUAUUGUUGAAAAUAUGAAGAGAUUCAAAAAAGGUACAUACUCCUUCAAGAAACACGAUCGUAUUAUUACAUUCUUCAACAACUUCAGUGAUUUCCUCUGUGAGGAGGCAAUGUGGCAAAUUUCUGAAAGUAUUAAGCCACGUGGUGGAAAGAAAGUUCAAUUGCAAAACUAGAACAUAUCUAACCCUUUCACUGCCUGUGUUUCCAAAUCAAAAGGCUGAAAUGGUGAAAAUUUUAAACGAUUAUGUUUACAUGAGAAUUUGCUCUUUUCUGCGAUUAAAAAAAGAAUAAUAAUAAUGCAUAUACACGUAUAUAUACAUAUGUAAUAUGUAUUGAAGGAAGAAUCUAGUAUGUAUAUGUACGUAUGUGUGCGUGAUAUACGUACGUAUGUGCAACGCUCUGAGAGCGGUGAAAGGGUUAGCAUGGUCUACCCCAAUGUGUACGCAGCCUCUGUGAGGCUGUAUUUGAAUAUUUUUAAUUUAUACUCGUCGAAAAAAUAUAAACAAAAGAAAAGAAAUACAAAAAGUUAAUAUACACAGUUCAGCUGAGACACAUGCGAUCUUGUACAGUAUUUGAAUUUUAAUGCAUUGUCUCUUCAAACAGAAUCAUAUGCAUGAGAGAGAGAUAUGCAGAGACAGGGAGUACGAGGUUGGGAGGGGAUUGAUAAUAAUCGGAAGUCAAAGAAACAGUCAAAAUCUAGUUAGCACAAAAUUAAGAAAUUAGUUAAACUAUCGUUAAUUCAAUGCAUUUCUCAUAAUCUUCCUUUUAAAUGCAAAUUGAUAUGAGAAAUACAUAUUUGCCUUGAUAUCCAAAUUGUAUUUAAAUAUGAUGUACCUAUAAUAAUGCUUAGCUUAUAGAUAAAAAGAAGAAGUAAAGAAAGAAAAAAACAGAAUAUGAUUUACAUUGAAAAAACUACUAGACUACUACUAGUACCACUACUACUACACUACUACUACUACUACUACUACUACUACUACUACUACUACUACUACUACUACUACUACUACUAUUACUCCUACUACUACUACUCUACUACUACUACUACUACUACUACUACUACUACUACUACUACUACUACUACUACUACUACUACUACUACUACUACUACUACUACUACUACUACUACUACUACUACUACUACUACUACUACUACUACUACUACUACUACUACUACUACUACUACUACUACUACUACUACUACUACUACUACUACUACUACUACUACUACUACUACUACUACUACUACUACUACUACUACUACUACUACUACUACCAUUACUAUUACUACUACUACUACUACCACUAUCACUACUACUACUACUUCUCUACUAUCACUACUAUCACUACUACUACUUUUCUACUAUCACUACUACUACUUCUCUACUAUACUACUAUUACUACUACUCUCUACUAUCACUAUUACUACUACUACUACUGCUAUUACUAUUACACAUACACACGUGUAUAUUUACACGUACAUAAUUUAUUUAUUAUUUGCGGACAGAAAGAGGAAGGGAGAGAGAGAGAAACUACAAAAGUAGUAGGUGUCAGUUAUCAUUUAAAUUAUUUAGAUAUAUGUAAACAUCUGUUUACCUAGCUUUCACAUAGAUAGACAAGUUUCAAUAAUCAACCAAAAGCUGUUGAUUAUAACACAAGGAAGAACACCAAUUACGUUGAUUAAUGUAGAACCAUUGUAAUCUUGAGUUGGCACAUCAAUAGAUGAUGUGCAUCUCUGGACAAAUGGUAUGACUGAGAGAAAAACUGUUGCAUAUACUAUUGUAUAUGAUUAUAGAACAUAAUUUUUUGUUAAUAACUUGUUGAUAGUUACCCAAGUUCCCCGGCUUUAAGUCAAGAAUGCAGGAUCAAUCAAUCAAAUUCAUCGAGUUGGAUCUCUUAAUAUUGAUCAAAAUUUUGUGUAGUACACGUUACAAUAUAAUUAAAUGCUAUCAAACUAUUUUGACAAUUAUUGUUCAAAAUUGGCCUAAUCAUAUACUCUUUAUUAUGAUAAUAUAUAUCAGCUUUAUUUUGCAAAAAGCUCCUAUAUUUGCAAUAGGAAUUAAAAAAAUGAAGGAUAGAACACCUAGUAAACAUCAAGUUUCAAAUUGUUCAAUUCAUUGUUUAGAAUUAAUAAAAACAUGCCAAUGCAUAAUAUAUUGUAAAUAUUUUCAAUAUUACGAAUAAUUUCUUUUUCUUUCUUUUUUCUGUAUCUAGGCGUUGCUUCUGUGUAUCUAUUGAUAAUUUUAAAUAUAUAGCAUACUAUUUGUAAUUAACUUUAUAUAUGCAGCAUCAAAUUCAAAUAUUUGUAUCAAUAUAAUCUUUUGAAUGCCUUAUUAUAUUUUUGUGUAAUAGUAUGCACACUGCUUUUAUAUUUUUAUUUAAUUAAAAAUUAAAUUAAAUUAAAUUAAAUUAAAUUAACAAAAACUAAAUUAUUCAGUUAAGUUUGUCUUCUUUUUUUCCACUAAUUUACACAUACACACAAUAUUAUCAAUAAGGAAAAUAUUUUGAUAGUUGUUAGAUAUUGAUCAAUUAAAUAUGGCUUUAAAUAUAUGCAUAUUAAACAUGCAUGGUUUGCAAUAUUUCUAUUGAAGAACCAAUAACGCUACUUCCGAAUAAAAGAAACAUCCAAAUAGAUACUUCUGUGUGCAUAAUUUUAAAACAUAAUAACGUAAAAGAGAUGUAAGAGAAGAUCAUAAAAAAAAUAUGCAACGAAAUUAUUACACUUAAUUAGAUAAGGUAUAAAAUACAGCUUUGCAUUAGUCGAAAUAACCGUUAAAAUUAAAAAAACAAGCCAAAUAAUAUUUAUAAUUAUCCUUUCUCUAAUGUUAUACGCUACAAAGAUAUAGACAUAGCAUAGA
This is a messenger RNA of Vespula vulgaris, 7119 nucleotides long. RefSeq names its product guanine nucleotide-releasing factor 2 (gene C3G). Gene Ontology annotation, biological process: Ras protein signal transduction; positive regulation of GTPase activity. The coding region runs from base 580 to 4437 and encodes 1285 amino acids. The transcript has 17 exons. Lineage: Eukaryota; Metazoa; Arthropoda; Insecta; Hymenoptera; Vespidae. The record is from RefSeq and is a predicted model, not a curated record. Gene Ontology annotation, molecular function: guanyl-nucleotide exchange factor activity. Gene Ontology annotation, cellular component: plasma membrane.